GGCAGCAGGGCCCGCACUGGAGCUGCCUGUGGCCCUCGUUGGGAUGGUUUGUUUCCAAAGGGAAGGUUCUUGUCCAUGGAAGGGGGCAAGUGUGUGGCUAACACCUCGUCCACUAGAAGGUUCCCUGCCUGUGGCAGGGUUGGGUGGAAUGAGAUAUCCUGAAGAUCCCUUCCAACCUUAACCAUUCCAUGAUCCUGUGAUUCCAGGAGUUCAGAGAUCUGCCAUCCACACCAAAGGGAUCAGCCCUGGAAGGAUGCUGGAGGGAAAGGUCCUGAGGAAAGUGAAAUCCAUCCCAGGCUGAGAGCAAGGCCUGCUUUUCUGUCUGGAAACCAGCUGGGAAUGAGCUGUCAGGUGCUGCUGGGCUUGCACUGGGGAAAGGAGAUCUCCCUUUGACUCUGCAGAUUCAAAAAGAACUACAGAAAUUGCCCCUGCUCAGCACAUUGAGAUGAACAUUUCCUCUCCCAGCCUGUGUCCCAGAGAGCUCCCUGAACUCCCAAAUCUCCCAGCCAGGCUGCUGCCCCCAAGGCAGAAAGCAGGGGAUUUUCAAGCAUAAUGAAAAUUACCUCUAACAAAAUUGAAUGGAGCACCAGGGUGAGCCCAAGGCUGGCACUGUCUGGGCUGUGCUUGCCUUUGGUUUUUGCCAGGUCUCUGAAGGACUGCUGAGAGCUGGUGCAGACCUGACCAGGCUCACCCUGCCAUCCUGGUAGGCACCUGGGGGCUGUGUCUGUCUCACUGGGAGAGGUGAUACAGCCCCUCACUGCCUCAUGGUGCACGGUGCUGUGGACCAGUGGCCACUGCUGCAAACAGCCUCUGGGCCAGCCCAGCACAGCAGACUUCCUUCAGAUUUCUCCAUGCUCAAUAAUCUUCAAGUGUAGAAGCCCUUGGACUUCUUUCUCAGGGAGUUUAAACUUAUGUUUUUAGCUGGUGCAGCUGCUGGAGAGGCUCUGGGUGCCAUGGGGAAGUUGUAGCUGCCCUGGCAGUGCCCAAGGCCAGGUUGGAGCAGCCUGGGACAGUGGAAGGUGUCCCUGCCCAUGGCAAAGGCGGCACUCCAUGAGCUUUAAGGUGCCUCUCAGCCCAGACUGGUGUGGGAUUCCAUGAGCAAAGCACUGUGAAGGAUCACUUGGAUGGAGGGGAUGAUGUUCCCCAGCAGGGACACAGCCCUGGAGCCCCCAGGGGGGCGGCAGCUCCCCCUCUGCUCGGGGCUGAGGUGGUGCUUGUUCAUGCACAGACAGAGGGGGGAAGGGGCCUCUCUGCCCCUUGGACAGCUUCCAAACCCACCGUCUCCCCUCGUGCGGCCCCGCUCCCUCCCCAGCCCCAAGAGUGGCUCCAUGGACUGAGAUUAGGCUGAGCCAUGUGUAUAAAUCCCCAGGGCAGCCUCGGGAGCCACAUCCUUGGCAUUGUUCAGGGAAGCUUGGGCAACCUCUUCAACCAUGGUGAACUGGACUGAUGGGGAGAAGCAGCACAUCACCAGCCUCUGGGCUAAGGUCGAUGUCACCAAGUGUGGCGGCGAGGCCCUGGGCAGGCUGCUGAUCGUCUACCCCUGGACCCAGAGGUUCUUCACUAAGUUCGGGGACAUGUCCAACUCCGGCAAUGUAAUUGGCAAUGGCAACGUGGUAAACCAUGGCAGGAGGGUGCUGACCUCCUUUGGGGACGCCGCCACGAACCUGGACAACAUCAAGAAAAGUUUUGCUUCUCUGAGCAAACUUCACUGCAAGAAGCUGCACGUGGACCCCAAAAACUUCAGGCUCCUGGGUGACAUCCUCAUGGUGGUCCUGGCCUCCCACUUCGGCAAGGACUUCACCCCUGCCUGCCAGGCUGCCUGGCAGAAGCUGGUCUGUGUGGUGGCCCACGCCCUGGCCCACGAGUACCACUGAGCAUCCUGGGAGCCUUCCUGCCUGGAGACACUCCUGGGGAAUCUCCUCGGGUUCUGCUGGGCUCUAAUCACCC
Molecule: messenger RNA, 1947 nt
Organism: Serinus canaria (Common canary)
Lineage: Eukaryota; Metazoa; Chordata; Aves; Passeriformes; Fringillidae
Product: hemoglobin subunit beta-like
Exons: 3
Coding region: 1431-1874 (147 amino acids)
Biological process (GO): oxygen transport; hydrogen peroxide catabolic process
Cellular component (GO): hemoglobin complex; haptoglobin-hemoglobin complex; blood microparticle
Molecular function (GO): haptoglobin binding; oxygen carrier activity; organic acid binding
Source: RefSeq, a predicted model, not a curated record